UCCCACCGCGUUGUUUCUGAAGUUGUAAAGAGUAUCUCACUUAUAUGAAACACAUUUCUAGCCUCAGGCAGUCAUUCAUAAUGUUCACUCGUCUUGUCAUAGGUUCAGCCCUCUUUUCAGGCAGCCUUGCGGUAGGAAUUGCGCCUACGCCCUCGACUUCAGACGCAACUAUCACUCCCGCUCCACACAUUGAACUCCUGAGGAAGCAAAACGAUGCUCGGUAUAUGGGAUGGGUCAUGCAGAAUGGAUUGUGGUCGGCUAGACAAUGCGAGCUCGGUGGAACAUAUUAUCAAAAUGCCGAUUACUGGCGAUGUUGUGCGACCACCCUCAACGGGUGUGCCGCAACUCGUAUACCGAUCGGUUGCAUUUCUGGGGGUUUGAUCUACCCUGCGCCGACCGGAGUGUCUCAGUCUGCAAGUUUGGUGACACGGCCCUGUACCGAGGUCUUCGCCUCAGACAAAUCGUUUUCCAUAUGUAAUACGCUAUUUAUGUAUGAGAACGAGCGUGACUCGGAUCCUCUCACAAACAUCAAUUGCGGAAUCAGUUCGAAAAAUUGGAGUUAUUUUAGAGUGCAGCCUUCGGCCGCUCUUACUUCCUCGACGACACCAAGCUCCAGCCCGCCUUCUACUCCAGCAAGCUCCACCCCUACGCCUACCACUACCCCCAGUCUACCGACUAUACUCCCAGAACCCGAAGAAGAGAAGAAAGAGAGCAAAGCAUGGAUUGCGGGCGCCGUAGUCGGACCUAUCGUCGGUCUUGCCUUGAUCGGCUUCGCAGUCUUCUUCUUCAUGCGUCGUAAGAAGAACAAGCAAGCCCAGCCUUUUGCAGGCGCCGUAGGCCCUGCGCCAGGAACAGAUGGCACAUACCCUCAGCAAACCUACCCACCAGGCCCCAACUCACCUCCCCAAUACUACCAACCACCAAUGCAGCAAAACGCCACAGGAGUUCCGUUCGGCGUCUCCAAGCACGACAGCUGGGCCCCGCAGUCGACCACCCCACAGGGCUCCAUGUCUCCCAACUCACAGGGCCCAUAUGGUGUUUCUCCGCAGCAGGGGUGGCAAGGUCAGAACAACUCGCAGAUUAACCAGGCGCCGCCGAUGGGCGGACAGCCAGUGUAUGGCGCGUCGAGUCCCCCGCCGGGACACGCGCAGCCUACGCAGUAUGGUGGUGGUGGUGACGGGAUGUAUAAGCAUACGGCUGAAACGGUCAGGCCGUUUAGUAGUGAGCUGGAAGGCAGCUAUGCAGGUCAAGGGCAGCCGGAGCAAGUUGGUGUGCCGCCAAAGAACAAGUAGUUGUCCGAGCUGAGGAAGGAGCGAGAUAUCUGUUAGUAGAUGGUUGGAUAUCUUGCGUGGGAAGCCUGGUAUAGGAUUUUCAAGAGCAGUACUGUAUGAGUUAUUACCUGCUCUGAUAUCGCUUGUUCUUUCUACCUUAUAAUAGUAGUUUUUAUACCCUCCAUCGGUAGCUUCCCCUCUAGGGUUGUUGUACGCGGCUGCUACGGAAGUGACUUUGCAACGGGAGAUGAAUGAAGAAUAGGGUUGACUUGUUUUAGUAAUAAUAGGGUAGUCGCGCU
Cucurbitaria berberidis CBS 394.84 is the source of this 1570-nucleotide messenger RNA. RefSeq lists its product as uncharacterized. The record is from RefSeq and is a predicted model, not a curated record. Bases 81 to 1292 code for a protein of 403 amino acids. NCBI's taxonomy places the organism in Eukaryota, Fungi, Ascomycota, Dothideomycetes, Pleosporales, Cucurbitariaceae. The transcript is spliced from 3 exons.